CCACUUUUCUGUGGUCCUUUGUUGAUUUGACAGUAGGACCUUAACAUAAUCAUUUCAGGUUUAAUUGCAGGGAAAGGUGUCACAUCCAACAACAUAUCCGUCCCAUCACGCAAGAGGAUCCAGUUUAACAGAAAUGACGGACUCUUUAAAUUACAGCGAAUAUGACUAUCCUGAUGAAGUCUGUGAAAAGGGAGCGGUGGUCAAAUUUGGAUCCAUUGUCAUUCCUGUCUUCUUCUCUCUUGUGAUCACACUAAGCCUCAUCGGAAACAUCCUCGUCCUUGUAAUCCUGGCUUUGUUUGAAAACCUCAAGUCUCUCACCAACAUUUUCAUCCUAAACCUGGCCAUUUCUGACCUUGUUUUCACCACCGGUCUUCCCUUCUGGGCCCAUUACCAUAUCUGGGGAUGGAUGUUUUCAGAGACCCUCUGCAAAAUUGUGACUUUUGUUUUCUUCACUGGGUUUUACAGCAGCGUCCUCUUCCUGACCGUCAUGACCAUCUACAGGUAUCUGGCUGUGGUGCGGCCUCUCCCUGACAUGAGCACUCAGAAACUCAGCUCCGGGGUUUUCGUCUCUGUCCUACUGUGGAUGAUCAGCAUUGGAGCAGCCAUGCCCUCCCUGCUCUACAGCUCCCUCGUCGUAAUCCACCACAAGGAUGAACACUCCCAAGGCUGCGAAUAUGAUGCUACCCUGUGGAAAAACAUUAGUAUCUCCCAACAGAAUCUUUUCUUCUUGGUUGCUUUUGCAGUGAUGGCUUUCUGCUACAUUCAAAUACUUAGGAAAAUCACAAAAUCAAGAUCUCACACGAAGAACAGAGCAGUUAAGCUAGUCUUCUGUAUCGUGGCUGUGUUCUUCAUCGGCUGGGUGCCGUACAAUGUUGUCAUCUUUCUGAAGAUCUUGGAUGACCAUUUGGUUCCACCAUUUCAUAACUGCGAAGCAAGUAUCCAGCUCGACUAUGCAUUCUAUAUGUGCCGGCUCAUUGCUUUCUCCCACUGCUGCCUGAACCCUGUCUUUUAUGCAUUUGUUGGUGUGAAGUUUAGGAGGCAUUUGAAGUCAAUGCUGCAUCGACUGUUCAUUUGCCAAAUGCCAGUCGAAGAACAGCAUGUUAGAGUGCAAAACUUCUCACGUGGGUCAUUGUACUAGUUGCUGUUGAGGUACAUCAUUUUCUUGCAUUCAAUUCUUCACUUCUGAUUUAAAACAUGACAAUGUCCAGUGUGUAUUUAGUAAAAUCAGUUUAAUCUCACCAUAAGUAUAGGAACUGGUUUUAGAUUUGCCGUUUGUAGCAAGCUGCGUUCAGUAUUCAAAUCUGACUUUUGCUGUUUACUACAGCGUGCAAGUGCCUGUGUUUGUCAUAAUAUGUAGUUUGUACGGGAUGCGAAUUGAAUUGUUAUUUGCUGGCACUUUAAAAGGAGGUCAUGUUUUUCAUGGGCUUGUACAAAACGUAUUAAUUAGUCGCAGUGGAUGUGGAGCCAUUAUAGCAAAUAUGUUCAUAUGAUUUAUGAUGAUGUCCAUUUAAGAUUACUUUUGUGAUGGUGAGUUCUCACUCAAAUUACUGUAAUUAUGACUUAUUCUGUAAAUGUAAUACAGUGUGUUUAAUACAGUACAGUUUUUUAAAUAUUUUUUUUAAUUAUGAAAGGAGUUUGCUAGUAAGCCCAUUGUUGUGAUGCUUGCAAGAUGUUAAAAUAGUCUGCUCUCAUUUGAGUCUAUUCAAUUUUCAAUAUUCAGGUGGCUUACAGGUGGAUUAGUGUAGAAUAGAACUUGAAGGAUAAUAAUGUCAACCAUCGCAAAAAAAUUAAGCCAUUUAAUGGUCCCAGUCAGUGAAAAGCUUUGUAAAAUAUUUGCAUUUCUUGGUCCCUGCAUUAAAAACCACAAUAACUUUUUUAAACUGAC
Molecule: messenger RNA, 1885 nt
Organism: Micropterus dolomieu (smallmouth bass)
Lineage: Eukaryota; Metazoa; Chordata; Actinopteri; Centrarchiformes; Centrarchidae
Gene: xcr1a.1
Product: chemokine (C motif) receptor 1a, duplicate 1
Exons: 3
Coding region: 134-1138 (334 amino acids)
Biological process (GO): immune response; chemotaxis; G protein-coupled receptor signaling pathway
Cellular component (GO): membrane
Molecular function (GO): chemokine receptor activity
Source: RefSeq, a predicted model, not a curated record